UUAAACGCGAGACCGCUUAUAGCUCUCUGUCGUUUUCUGUCUUUAAAACGGGUCAACAUCACCAAUCUAGCUGUGAUUGAUCUACGCAUACAAUGCCGCCCAAAAAACAAGGAAAAGCUAAAAAUCAAGCAAAGGCCAGGACGCCUACUCUGAUAAAUGGCCUUACCAAAGAAGAAAUGUCCAAAGAGCAGCUGGAAGAGCAUAUUGCACACCUUCGAGAGGAGCUGGACAGAGAGCGAGAAGAGAGAAACUAUUUCCAGCUGGAGAAGGAUAACAUCCACACCUUUUGGAAAAUCACUGUCAGAAAACUAGAGGAGGUCGAGGCUGAGCUGAAAAACAUGGACAAAUCCAUAGAAGACGAUGAAGGGCUACACCAAGUAGAAGUCCAGGUUUAUAAGCAGAAGAUGAAGCACCUCCUGUGUGAACACCAGAACACAUUCUGUGAGCUGAAAGCAUAUGGUUUAGUCAUCGCUGAGGUGCUGCAGAAAGAGCAAGAUCUAUUGGAGACAGAGCUUUGUAAUAAAAUGCGGGCCAUCAGGAAAGCCACACAGGAGCUCGACAAUGAAAACUGUUCCAGAGAACUUGAACUGAAACACGAUGAAGAAAUGACUACAACAAGGAACAACCAUGAGAGACGACUAACCGAAGUUACAGCCAUGAAUGAAAAGAUGCAGCUUAUGCAACAACAGAUGGAGAACAUGACUAAAAGUGUGAUCACUGAACGAGAGUUUGUGUGGGACCACCACAUCAGUGAACUUAGGAAAGACCACAACAAAAUAAUCAGUGAUCUCAACACAACUGUUUUUUACCUAAAGGAAGAAGAGAAGUUGAUCAAUAAAGAGGAGGAAAAAAUCGCAGAGAAAAACGGAGAGCUGCUUGAGAUGAAAAAGAAAUGGCAAGCUGUUUCGCAAGAUUGCCAGCGUCUUUCAGAACUUGUCUCAACAAUCAAGGGGGAAAUUGCUUAUGCUGAGAAGAAAACGCUGUCCUACUCAGUGAUAAAGGAUGCUAGUGAGAGAGCCAAACUAAAAGCAUUUAAAGACCUCAGAUUAGAGCACGAAGCCUUGGAAAAGAUAUUCAGUGAGCUUCAACUAGAGAAGGACAAACUGUACAAGUCGUACAAUCAGAAAAUUGAGAAGAUGCACCAUGAAGCUAAUCUGGAGUGUGUAGCACUGGAGAAGAAGCAUCAGGCCCUGACAGACAGUCUGGAGAAGAUUCAGAGUCAGCUGGACGCUGUGCUCUCAGCCCCUAAUGUGGACCACACCGCUCUUAGAGGGAUCAUAAACAAAGUUGAGGUAGAUCUUGAGUCCAGAAAUGCAGCCAUCAAGAACUUAAAAUUCAAAAGAAAUGUAAAAGCUAAGGCCCGUGGAGAUAUGGUGCUGGCUGUUGAAGCAAAGGAAGGAGCUCUCUGUGUUCCUGUCCAACAACUCGUUCAGUAACAGAGGGUGUGGCAAGAUGACAUGAAGCAGAAAAACAGUUGCUGUUUAUUAAAUCAGCAUACCAAAUUUUUCUUUUUUCUCUCAGCUAGCCGAAG
Melanotaenia boesemani (Boeseman's rainbowfish) is the source of this 1531-nucleotide messenger RNA. It is a transcript of the gene drc4, whose product is annotated as growth arrest-specific 8. The transcript is spliced from 11 exons. Gene Ontology annotation, biological process: flagellated sperm motility. NCBI's taxonomy places the organism in Eukaryota, Metazoa, Chordata, Actinopteri, Atheriniformes, Melanotaeniidae. Gene Ontology annotation, cellular component: microtubule; Golgi apparatus; motile cilium. The coding region runs from base 93 to 1436 and encodes 447 amino acids. Gene Ontology annotation, molecular function: small GTPase binding; microtubule binding. The record is from RefSeq and is a predicted model, not a curated record.